CGUCAGCAUAUAAAGAGCCCGGGAGACGGCGCCUCUCAGACAUUCGCUCUGCGAGGACCAUGCGAGGAGCUGCCGUCUCCAUGCCAAGGUUAGACAAAAUGCCAGGAAUGUUCUUCUCUGCUACUCCCAAGGAGCUGAAAGGAACUGACCACUCGCUUCUGGAUGAUAAAAUGCAAAAAAGGAGGCCAAAGACCUUCGGAAUGGAUGUGAAAGCCUACCUGCGGUCCAUGAUCCCGCACCUGGAGUCUGGGAUGAAGACCUCCAAGUCCAAGGAGAUACUUUCUGCUGAUGAAGUAAUGCAGUGGUCUCAAUCUCUGGAAAAACUCCUUGCCACUCGAACUGGUCAAGAUGUUUUUGGAAGUUUCCUGAAGUCUGAGUACAGCGAGGAGAAUAUUGAGUUCUGGCUGGCUUGUGAAGACUACAAAAGCACAGAGUCUGAUCUCCUGCGCUGCAAAGCAGAGAAAAUAUUCAAAGCGUUUGUGCAUUCGGACGCCGCCAAGCAAAUCAAUAUUGACUUUCGCACUCGAGAAUCGACCGCCAAGAAGAUUAAAGCUCCAACCCUCACGUGUUUUGACGAAGCCCAAAAAAUCGUGUAUACUCUUAUGGAAAAGGACUCCUACCCCAGGUUCCUCAAAUCCAACAUCUAUUUAAAUCUUCUGAAUGACCUGCAGGCGAACAGUCUCAAGUGACCGUGUCCUGGUGGGAGGGAAGGACAGAUGGCAUCAAGAGCAGCAGGAGAGCUCCCGGAUGGCUCCCUGGGCCAGCGACGUGGCCUUCCUGGGUGGCCAGACCGG
Molecule: messenger RNA, 794 nt
Organism: Phyllostomus discolor (pale spear-nosed bat)
Lineage: Eukaryota; Metazoa; Chordata; Mammalia; Chiroptera; Phyllostomidae
Gene: RGS1
Product: regulator of G protein signaling 1
Exons: 5
Coding region: 60-689 (209 amino acids)
Source: RefSeq, a predicted model, not a curated record